AUGACUACAACUUGUGAAAUUUCUUGCUACCUUUCCACUACUAACUGUGUCUCCAGACCCUGCUGCAUCACCAAUUCUUAUCUCAUGAGUUCCUGCCAAACAUCACUGUAUGACAGACUUCAGAGCUAUUUGUCCAGUAGUUGCUACCCCACAAAUCACCUCCCCUAUAGCUGUCAAUCACUGAGCUUCAUCUCCUGUGUCUAUUGACCACUGAAUUUUGUAUCCAGCACCUGCUAUCCUUUGAAUGAUCUCUCCUAUGGUUGUCAAUCUGUAGGUGAUGUGUCCAACAGCUUCAGACCCCUCAACUAAGUGUCUAAUAGCAUUCAACCUGUACAGGUUUGCCAAAUGUGCAACAGUUUCCACCCAGCAUGUUAUUGCUUUGGGGGUUGGCAAUGUCCAUUUUUUGGAAGACUGUGCUGA
Cynocephalus volans (Philippine flying lemur) is the source of this 420-nucleotide messenger RNA. Its product is annotated as keratin-associated protein 25-1. NCBI's taxonomy places the organism in Eukaryota, Metazoa, Chordata, Mammalia, Dermoptera, Cynocephalidae. The record is from RefSeq and is a predicted model, not a curated record. The transcript has a single exon.